AGCAAAAGUCUUGGAAUGUGGAGCAGCAACAUGUCAACUGCAGGAGUGUUUAACUACAAAUGCAUGGCAAACAACUCUGUGAAAGCAGCGUACAGCAUGAAUGUAACAGUUACUGUAAAUGUGCCUUCAUCCAUACAAGCAAUAGAUGAUAUGAAAGUUGUUGAAGGUGACAAUGUGAAUCUUAUGUGUUAUGUGUCUGGAAUACCUACACCAAUUGUAUCUUGGAUUAAGCCUGGUGGUCCGCGUCACAAUGGACACAUGUUGGAGGUUACUCACAUUAACAGGGCUCAUGUUGGUGAAUACAAAUGUGAAGCUAGUAAUGAGUGUGGCAAUGCAACAAAAACGGCUUCCAUUGGUGUGCAGUACAAACCAGAGAAUGUGCAAUUUACAACUUCUGUGAUCGACGACAAAGCAUGUCAGGGUAAUACUAUUACCUUUAACUGCUCAGCUGAUGCUAAGCCAGCAGUGACGUCAUACCAGCUGUUUAAGAAUGACACUGCUAUGGACGUCAGCCUUUCAGGGAUGUGGAGCGAAACAUUGACAAGUGGAGGAGUGUUUGUCUACAAAUGUGUGGCUAACAACACUUUAGGAACAGCAUCUAGUACGGAUGUUACUGUUACUGUGAAUGUGCCUUCAAAUAUCCAAGCAAUUCAAGAUCAGAAUGUAACCGAAGGUGAAAAUUUAACUUUGACAUGCACUGCAUCUGGAAUGCCUCAACCAAAGGUGUCUUGGAUUAAGCCCAAUGGUCAGAGUGUUGCUGGAAAUGUGUUAAAGUUUGUGAACAUUAACAGGAGUGAAGCUGGUAAAUACAAAUGUGAAGCCAGUAAUGAGUGUGGCAAUGCAACAGAGAUGGCAACCAUUGAUGUGCAGUACGAACCAGAGAAUGUGCAAUUUACAACCGCUGUGAUCGACGACAAAGCAUGUCAGCGAAAUACUAUUUCUUUCAACUGCUCAGCUGAUGCUAAGCCAGCAGUGACGUCAUACAAGCUGUUUAGGAAUGACACUGCCUUGGCCAAUAGCGUCACAGGGAUUUGGAGCGAACCAUUGGAAAGUGGAGGAGUGUUUGUUUACAAAUGUGUGGCUACCAACACUUUGGGAACAGCAUCUAGUAUGAAUGUAGCUAUUACUGUGAAUGUGCCUUCAUCCAUACGAGCAAUAGAUCUCAAGACGGUCACUGAAGGUGACAAUCGGACUCUGAUGUGUAACGUAUCGGGAAUGCCUCCGCCAAUGGUGUUUUGGAUGAAGCCUGCUGGUCAGCGUCAUAGUGGAUUUAUGCUGAAUGUUGUAAACAUUAACAGGGGUCAAGAUGGUGAAUACAAAUGUGAAGCCAGUAAUGCAUGUGGUAAUGCAACAAAGACAGCAACCAUUGAUGUGCAUUACAAACCUGAGAAUGUCCAGUUAAUGAGUUCUGCCAUGAACAACAAAGCAUGUAAGGGAAAAGUCAUCAGCUUUAAUUGCUCAGCUAAUGCUAAUCCAGGAGUGACGUCAUACCAGCUGUUUGAGAACGAAACUGCCAUUUUAAACACAAGUGCCUCGGGGAUGUGGAGCAAGACUUUGGAAAGAAAAGGAGUGUUUGUCCACAAAUGUGUGGCCAACAACUCUCUAGGAUCAGAAUACAGCAUGCAUGUUACUGUUACCGUGAAUGUACCUUCUUCAAUUACCCAAAUAACACAAGAUCAGAAUGUAACCGAAGGUGACAAUUUAACUUUGACAUGUAAUGCAUCUGAAAUGCCUCAACCAAACGUGUCUUGGAUUAAGCCUGGUGGUAAGCGUCAGUAUGGACACAUGUUGGAGUUUACAAACAUUAACAGGAGUCAAGCGGGCGAAUACAAAUGUGAAGCCAGUAACGAGUGUGGUAAUGCAACAGAGACGGCAACUAUUGAUGUGCAGUACAAACCAGAGAAUGUCCAGUUAAUGAAUUCUGCCAUGAAUGACAAAGCAUGUACGGGAAAAGUCAUCAGUUUUACUUGCUCAGCUGAUGCUAAUCCAAGAGUGACGUCAUACCAGUUGUUUGAGAACGAAAAGGCCAUUUUAAACACAAGUGCCUCGGGGACGUGGAGUAAGACUUUGGAGAUUGAAGGAGUGUUUGUCUACAAAUGUGUGGCCAACAACUCUCUAGGAUCAGAAUACAGCAUAAAUGUUCCUGUCACUGUAAAUGUACCUUCUUCAAUUUCCCAAAUAACACAAGAUCAGAAUGUAACUGAAGGUGACAAUUUAACUUUGACAUGUAAUGCAUCUGGAAUGCCUCAACCAAAUGUGUCUUGGAUUAAGCCUGGUGGUCAGCGUCAGUAUGGACACAUGUUGGAGUUUACAAACAUUAACAGGAGUCAAGCGGGCGAAUACAAAUGUGAAGCCAGUAACGAGUGUGGUAAUGCAACAGAGAUGGCAACUAUUGAUGUGCAGUACAAACCAGAGAAUGUCCAGUUAAUGAAUUCUGCCAUGAAUGACAAAGCAUGUACGGGAAAAGUCAUCAGUUUUACUUGCUCAGCUGAUGCUGAUCCAAGAGUGACGUCAUACCAGUUGUUUGAGAACCAAAAGGCCAUUUUAAACACAAGUGCCUCAGGGACGUGGAUUAAGACCUUGGAAAGUGAAGGAGUGUUCUUCUACAAAUGUGUGGCUAACAACUCUCUAGGAUCAGAAUACAGCAUGAAUGUUCCUUUCACUGUAAAUUUACCUUCUUCAAUUUCCCAAAUAACACAAGAUCAGAAUGUAACCGAAGGUGACAAUUUAACUUUGACAUGUAAUGCAUCUGGAAUGCCUCAACCAAAUGUGUCUUGGAUUAAGCCUGGUGGUCAGCGUCAGUAUGGACACAUGUUGGAGUUUACAAACAUGAACAGGAGUCAAGCUGGUGAAUACAAAUGUGAAGCCAGUAAUGAGUGUGGCAAUGGAACAGAGACGGCAACCAUUCAUGUGCUGUAUACACCAAGAAUAACAAACAUUUCUGGUGAGCAGAUCGUGAAUAAAGGUGACGUGGUGAGUUUGUUUUGUAUGGCGGAAGGUAAUCCAGCACCAAAGAUAACUUGGACAAAAGUUGCUGAUAACAGUCAAGUGAACUUUCCUUUGACCAUCCGUGGUAGUCAGGAUGAAGGACUGUACAGAUGUACAGCUGAGAAUGGUGUUGGAAGCCCUGUAACUAAGUUUGUCAACAUGACAGUACAUUGUAAGUGGUGUAGUUAUGGCAGUUAUGAUUGUCUUUUGUUUGAUCUCAAGCUUUUACAUAAUAUUGGCCCACAAUAGGUAUUGGCUCAGACUGAUACCUUAGUUUUGACAUAAUUUUCAAUUGACUGUCGAUUUUGGUUUUACGUAACUCAGCUCACUGAUUGGUCCAGCAAACUCGCGCCAUUCUCUCAACCAAUCAGAUGCAACGCUAAAAUCAACCGCGACUUUGUCUUUGUUUUCCCGCGCCUCAAGAAGUCUGCUUGUUUUCAAUUCGUGUUCUCAUUGGCUAAUGAUAAUGUUAACCGUAUUGGUCGCUGUGAUUAUAUUUGUUUUGGUUUUUCGACACACGAUUUAAAACUGCUCCUGAGUAACAAAA
This is a messenger RNA of Pocillopora verrucosa, 3535 nucleotides long. The record is from RefSeq and is a predicted model, not a curated record. Lineage: Eukaryota; Metazoa; Cnidaria; Anthozoa; Scleractinia; Pocilloporidae.